Betta splendens (Siamese fighting fish) is the source of this 6941-nucleotide messenger RNA. RefSeq names its product cardiomyopathy-associated protein 5-like. Lineage: Eukaryota; Metazoa; Chordata; Actinopteri; Anabantiformes; Osphronemidae. The transcript is spliced from 5 exons. The coding region runs from base 3 to 1277 and encodes 424 amino acids. The record is from RefSeq and is a predicted model, not a curated record.
UGAUGGCGCUGGAGAACGCUGGUCGUGUGCCGGUGCCGGACGGUGAGGUGCAGCCGCGCGUGCAGCCGCCGCCCCGCUGCCCCGCCUGCAGCCAGGGCGGCGGCGCGGCCCUGAUCCUGCCGUGCUCGCACGCCAUGUGCCGUCGCUGUUUGGCCUCCGGGGAGGCGGCGCGCCGCGACGGGGGCUGCUCUGUGCGCUGCCCGCGCUGCCGCCGCGCCGUGGAGCUGCCGGGCCGGACCCGGUCCGCUGCCGCGUCCUGGCUGCCGCGUUACCCCACAGCGAGCCCAGCGCACGUCAGGAGGAGCGACAGGGAGGGAGCGUCUGAAGACCAGCGGCAAGAUAUCAGACCCUCAGAUACGGACCAGGGCCUUUUUCAUGACUCUGGAGCAGACGGUGCCUCCGCCUCCCCAGCGGGUGGCGCUGUGGACCUGCAGGAGGAGGAGAUGGCGCAGUCCGUGUUUGGAUUACAUUUUGCUCUGGACCCUUCCUGUGUUCCUCCAAACCUCCAUCUUUCCAGCUCCUUCCGUACUGUCACCUAUCAAGAAGAGAGUCCUCCAGUGAACAGGGUCAAAAGGUCACGGGCCGCCUCUGGUCCCAGGGUCCUGCUCCCCUUCCCGCACGUCUGCGCCGAUGUCGUCAUAGCACGGGGUCAAUAUUACUGGGAGGUAGACGUCUGCAACAGCUCUGCGUACAGGAUCGGGGUGGUGUCUUCGGAUCGCUCGUGCGGCUGGUGGCUCCAGAGGCGGCGCUGGUCUUUUCACGCGGUGUACGACGGGAGCGUGGAGCCGCUCUGCACCGUACCCCCCCACAUAAAAAGCGUGGGGGUGUUCCUCAACAUUGGAGGGGGAGCCCUGAGCUUCCACAACCCCCUGACCCAGGAGCACCUGGCCACGCUGCCGACCCGCUUCGGCCUCGCCGGAGUGGUCCCGGCGCUGGGCCUGGGCCAGGGCCGGCUGAGGCUGCGCUGCGGCCUUCCUCCUCCUGCCCACGUCUUCCUCAGCCACAGCUCGGCCUACAGGACCCCCCGUGGAGCCGGUGGAGGACGCUGGUGCAGGGAGGUUCCUUUCCGGUCUGUGAGGAAGGUCAUACAGAAGUUCGAGGAGCUGGCUGUGUCGGACUCAGACGCGGGCCUGGUGUCCGGUGUCAGACCGUCCUGCUCCACCGUGGCUUCCACUGCAGAUCUGGGGAUUCCUGGGAUGUUUUAUUCUGACUCGAGGCAGGAAACCGGGUCCCAGGAGCUUCUGAACCUUUCCCCAACUGGUUUUUGGGUGGUUUGAUGUGUGGCUGUCAUUUGAAGGGGUAAUUGUUUUUAUCUUGAAGGACUUUUGGCUGCCUCUUCCCACUCUCUGCGUGACCCCGAUCCUGCAAAUUAACUUUCUCCCCAGGACGCGGCCCUUUCUCUCAACCAAACAACCCCCACCGGCUCGAGCCACGGCCAGAGAGUGUCCUCUAUAACGUGACGUGUGAGGAAAGGGUGGGCUUUUAGCCGCGGGGCGCCCUGAUUUGUCUUUGUGCGACGGUUGUCAGGCAGUAGGGGUCCUGCAGCUUUAGCACACACGCUCCUGUAUUGUGUGCACGUGAGCGAAAGCGCGAGUGUGUGCAUUUGCCGAAUCACCCAUGCGCGCCGGUGUGUGAGCAGGAGGGAACAAUGUACAGGCAGCAGGGGGUGAAAUGACAAGGCGCGAGUACAGUGACACCAAGGGUGUUGACGCAGAGCGGAGGGGACAGGUGGUAAUAUAUGUUUGUCCUGCCGUCGCUAGCACAGCGACGCUGCCCUUUUCUGACCCUUCCACAAACCCAGGACUCCCGAAGACUUCAAAAGGGGCGACGGAGAGCGGGAGAGUGGAGCGGGAGAAAGGGAAAACAGCAUGUCUGAAUUAAAGACAGCAGGUGAUGAACUGGUAAAAGGGGAGUAAGUGGAUUCCCGACAGCUUCCAUGCCAAGAAGGCCUGAAUAGAGCCGCCGGCCGGGGCCACGCCAUCUGAGAAUGUGCUCUAAAGUAGCAUUGAGCUGCAGAAGCCAACAUUUAACAUGAGAACAGCAGAGAUGGAGAACAGCCAUAAAUUAAAUGAUCAAAGUGGCCCUUUGACUCUGUCUUUUGGUGCUGAUUCUUCACCUCGUUUUGCUCGGUGGUUAAUAACAGGUUUAAUUUAAACUAUUUAUGAGUGGGAAAUGACCUAAGUCUGAGCUUUUUAAUAAUUUCUCCUCCAAACUUCGUGACACCCGUAACUACACACGUGGCUUCUCCACGGUGCGUUUUAUUUGGCGUGUGAUUAAGCAGACUAUUAAAGAAAUCCCCGCCGCCACAUCUUCCCCUUUCCUGUGAUUUUCUGUGACUGUUUGCCUUGUUGGAAGGUGCAAUCUCAGAGCAUUUAGAGCCGUCGGACCACCCAUGCCGUGAAUCUCAUUGUGAGAAAGAGGCACGACACGGAGGAACAGCACCGCUGGCCCCGGGCCAGGUUUCCAUUAGGCGUCCGUCAUUAUACACACAAGUUGGUCGAGCAGCGGGUCAGACUGGGUAAUAACCGAUGAGUCAAGGAGAAGCUUGCGAGACUGUCGCCUUUCGUCGGGGUGACUGUGUGUUGGUGUUUAACGCACGAGGUAUUUACCGCAAGUGUAAAAAAAAUGCGUGCGCCGUGGCCGCUUUUGGCGCAGCUCUCUCUCUCUCUCUCUCUCUCUCUCUCUCUCUCUCUGACGGCUCCUACAAGUCAAGUGUGUGGAAGCAAUUUGAGUCUUGUAAACAGAAACGAUGCAAAUUUCAAAGAGCCGACAGGGGCGAGGGAGAGCGUGUCCCGCGUGCGUGGACCUGGCACUUCCUGACUUCCUGGACGUAAAGUUCGUGACUGUACAUGCGAUUCUUUUCCAUUAAUUGCCCUGUUGAUUUAAUUUAUUCCCUUUGAAACUGUUUUCACGUGACCUCUAUAGCCAAGUGUCUGCGCCUCUUAAUGCGUUAAUGUUUUCAUGUCUUAAGAACAUUAAAGCCCUUUGAAGUCAAAACUGCUCCACAAAUAAACCUGCCUUCAUCUUUAACUACAUUUCAAAGGGAAACGCACGUUCUACUUUCCUAAUCGCUUUGCAUACAAACAAUAACACGAACAGUUGAAGGCUGGCUGAAUUAACCCAAUCUAAUGAGAAUAGUCCUUUUUACUUGAUGUUCUGGUUUCGUUUAGUCGAAGGAGCAGUCUCCCAGUAAAAGCAACUAAGUCAGCAAUUACAUAACACCACGAUGCUGAUGACAUCGCCCCACGAUGUCAGAUUCAAACAAACAGCCCCACACCUCCCACAACAGCCGCCCGAUGUAUAUUUGGACGUCGCCUUUGCUCGCUAAUUGCCUCCCAUAAUUAUGGUCGCAAGCUCUCACCACGGCUCCCGGCUUCGGAAACCGCCAAGGUGUGAAUAAAGCAGCGCCGCUUUCCUCCCUGAAGUUUCGACUUUGUUUGCAAAUUGAUUCCGUUUGUAUGAAUAAACAUCAGCUCUGCGAGACCUUCGCCCCGUUUGCAUACUGAGGGGAAGGGGCCUUUCUGCCUCUUUCCGUUGCCCGCAGCAACACAAAAUUAGCGUUACAACUGCGCGCCUCGCCUCUUAUUACCAUCAUUAUCAGCAUCAGCAUAACACUGGCCGUAAACGCAUCAUGUGUUUAUUGCUUUGUUGCGCCGUCAUUUGCCGUUUAGGGCCAACAGUAUAUGCGGCAGCUUUUACGGCCAGCAGCAUCCUGCGUUUGAUGCUGCUGCAUAAAGGCCGAGGCUCCGACGGCGCAGUGCGCGUUUCUCCAUUGAUCAGGACGUCUCUACGGCUGGAGAUUUUCCUACACGUAUAAUUAAGUACUUAUCCUAAAUCAAGAGUGCACAUGACGGGAAAGCAGGCGCAAAAGGAAAACCAACACUUAUGACUAUCUAAACAUGAGUCAGACAUAAUUCUUUCCCAGGCAUUUUCAACAAAUGAACUAGGGAGAAAUGGGAACUCGCUUAUAGUUUAAACAGAUUUCGCUCUGUGAGCCACAUGGGACCCGUUUAAAGGCUGCUCUAACCUGCCAGGAUUUAUUUACAGCCGUUUGCCAUCACCUGCAUACGCGUCUGCACCACUUGGAUUGUCGUCGUGAUUGUGUAUCAGUAUGAAAGCAAAAGCUGAAACAUGUCACGCUUGUUAGUGCAGCCAGCUUCCUUGUGAUGAGGAACAGGUGGUGCGUGUGUGGCUCAACGGGAAGGACAGAGGCACAUCUGCCAGGCCCUCAUAGCUCACUGGACACACACACACACACACACACACACACACACACACACACACACACACACACACACACACACACAGGAUGCGGUCCCCUGUGAGUGAGCACCGUGCAGUCAGACAGUCAGACAGACACAUCUGGGGGUGGGGUGGAGUGGGUGAUACCGUCAAACAGCCCUCAUUUAUGACCCGCGAGCCGGGACGUCUGACGAACAUGAGCAAAUACACAGAGCGGUGAUGGAGAGAGUGAAGUAUCCACAUGUGUAUCCAUCCAGCUGCACCAUAGAUGCCAUUAUGGAUGAUUUACAGCCGACACCCCCCUGCGACACGCACACGCACCCACGCACUGUGGGGACACGCCUGGACGCGAAUGUCGAUAAUGCCCUUUUAAUUACGCCGCGCUGGGUUUGUGAAUUCUGUUGCUGCGUGUUUCUCUCGAGCCAGAGCUGUUUCCGAUCAGCUCGUUGCGCUCCCAUCUGGGACAUUCCUGGGCCGAGGAGCGAAAUAAUAAAAAAGGAGGAACGUCGCGUCUGUUUCUAAUUAAGUCCUGAUCACGUCCAUAACGCACAGUCAUGGUUAAUCGAUUUUAUUGGGAUGUAAUGUUUCGUGACACGUCAGGGGUGACUUCAGGUUUUAUUCCCACUCUUCUUUUUCUCUCCCCUCACUUAAAUCAAACCGAGCGAGGUUUAUGGAGAACCAUCCCCAGACAAAUGCAUUGAUUAUCUAAAGCACAUUCAUCUUUAAUUAGAGCAUUUUAUCAAUGGAAUGGCUAAAAUGUCUUUGGCCAUAAUGUAGCUCAAAUUAAACAUGAAACCCAUUUUCUACCUUUGAUCUAUUGGGGAAUAGACAAUGUGUGAUUUGCCAGUCAGCAAAAAUAUUACACAACUAAUUUACACAUGGAAGAGUUGCGCAUUGCGAGUGAGUGCGCACGAAAACGCGUAUUUAUCAGUGGAGAUAGAUGAUAAGUCAGUAUUUAUAAGUAGCAUUUUUAGAGUAGGCAGAACACGGUGGAGUCCGUCUCUGAAGCCAGAGACCUCCAAUACAUCUCUCAAUACACACUCGAGUUGCGUUUCCAGUCUAGCUAAUGAAUUACCGUGCGCAGGGCAGAAGAAUAGCGUCGCUUAUCACCCGAUGAUGAAGUGCAAACAGGCCAUCAUCGACUCCCGGCGCUGCGGCAGAGACGGACGCGUCAAGCCCCACACCCCGGUGGAAGUGGCUCCCACAGGCCCCAUAAUGUGACACAUGCAUUAAAAUAACACCUUGCGCUGGCACCUUGGUCUGCGCCUCUGGCACAAUAGCGACGCUCCAGUGUAAAGACUCAGUUUGUAGUGAUUAGUAGCGCCGAUUGUGAGAACUAAGUGGUGGUAAUUUGAGUUUAAUGGGAGGACAGGAAAUGCGCAGCUUGUUGCUCUUAUUGUGUUUUAAAAUUCUCCAUUCAUACAGCAAGCUGGGUAAAUUAUUUUAAUAAUUACUCUAUUAUGUUCAGAAUCUUAAAUUGUUCACCCGUUCUUAUAAACACGUCAGGCUCAAUAAUGUGCCUGACCUUUCCUGGAUGAGAAAUAAAUCAGCCCUGAGCACCACUACAGUAAUGUAAACUGGAGCUGCACAGCGUUUGUUCUGGCCCCCGAGGGAGCAGUGCGAGGACCUGGACCGCUUUGUUUGAUGGGAACCUUCCCCAACAUCCAAAUAGGCCCGAAUAAAAGUGAGCCCUUUGGCACCUGCAUCCACCAAAGAGCGGCUACUAAUUGGAAUCUGACCUAUCAGCUAAAUUUAAACAUGUGAGUUUUGUGGCCCCUUCACUUGAAAAGAUGAUGAAACGUCGGUUCAAACUUCAUAGGUCACAGAACCUGUAUUUAUUUAAUGCAUGAGUUCUAAGCUAGUCGCAGAAUUUUCUUUGUAGUUUGAAGAAAGAACUAAAGAAAACUGCUUAUAUAGAUUUGCAGCGGUUUGUUUUUCCAGGUCCUGCAACAUAACUAUGAUUUAGAUUAUUCAAUUACAUGUAUAAUUUAAUUUGAAGCCACGGGAGCAUUUGGACGUCAGCUUUGUAUAAACUCGUUUCAGCAGCUGCGGCAGAACGUUUUAUUUGAAGUCAAGUGGAAACAGACUCAAUCAAAGCAAAUAUAUGUGUCAGUGACUCAACUGAAAAAUGUAAAGAUUUAUAAAAACAAAGUCGAAGUGACAGCACAGGUUCAUUGGUUCAGUUGUCUACAGGAACGCGUGCUUCUCCAUUAAACGACCUUAAGGUGAUUUACAGUGUAAUAUUAAAUCCAGGUAGGUUUCGCAACAAGCCAAAGGCAACAACCUGAGGUCUGAGGGAGGACGGAGGUCUGCGCGCGGCCGUGGCAAAUUGGAGUGAGUUGCCUUGAGGUAUUCCAGCUAUUUUCAUUUGUUUCUGUUAAGUCACUUAGGUCUCCGGUCCAACACACUUGAAAAAAUAGCCGGUGCAGCCAGCCACAGCGGCAGACGCUCACGCAUUCCUUACUGUACAUGAGGUGCAGCUUCCCACCUUCUGCCGUCGCUCUGGAGGCGACGCGCUGACGGUUUCAUCUAUGUGGGUGAUAUGUGUCACGCGCUUGAUCAAUAUUAGGUGAAAACACUGUCCGUCGCUGCCUCGCUCCCCUUUGAUCAGCACAUCUCUGGUGGGAAUCCUGAUUUCUGCUGUAAUAUUAUUGUCAUACUUAACUACUUUCUAUUCGGUCCAAUCAAUCAGGCAGAAA